AAUUGGACUUUAGUGGGCGUAUACGGAACGGCCACUUACACAGUACGGUUGUUCACAUGGAGAACUAGCUACAAACCCUUUAACCUUGCUGGAUUAGAUUCUUCGUUAAGACAUUUGGAAAGUUUGGACCAUGUAAGGAAUAAAAAGAGGACUUGUACCAAUGUUAUAUUUACCAAGACGUCACGUUAACGUGAACCGUAUUUAAAGACAUGCUACCUUUAAAUCAAGAAGUACACAACUGCCUCAAUUUGCUGUGUAUAUCUUGUAUCCUCAACAUGUAGAUUAUCCUUCUGAGCAGUUUGUGUAAAACCACACAAUAAUUGUCAUACAACUGUUUCCAUUUAGGCAGGCUGCAAUGGAUAUCACGGCAAGGUAUUGCCAUAAAGAAAUGGAGGCAUAUGGUUCAUGUGUGGCCUCCAACCCAUCGACAUGGCAAGAAAAGUGUCAUGACCUCAAGAUGAAGGUUGCACAGUGCACAUCAUCACAGUAAGUAAACAUACCUACACAUUACUUCUACAUACUUACACUGUAGCUUAUUACCCUUGUUUGUAUCCCUUAUUUCCAACACAAAUAAUUGUUUCUAUCAUUUUUGAUAGCCCAGUGAUUCAGAAAAUCAGACAGGAUUGUUCCAAGCAGUUUGUGGAGUUUGAACAAUGUCUCAGAGAAAACCAGCACCAACCUACCUCUUGUUCACCACAUGUGGCCCGCUUUCUGGGCUGUGCAGAGACAGUGGACCUCAGUGGACUGGGUAAGUUCUUGUUGGGGUAGGCCAAACACGAUUCAGACUGACAUACUGAGCAACUUUGACAAGGAUUUGAUGAAACCAGAAGAAGUAAUUCUCCCUCUAACUUGUGCCUUCAAGAAAUGCCCUUCUUAAAACUUGUCAUGUUACUGAUUUAUUGAAAAAUUUGUGUAAUCAUUUUGAUUAGUUAGGAGAUGUUCCUUCAGGCUGGUUUUUGAUGGUAUAAAACUUUGGUAUCAACAUUUGAUAUGUUUUCUUUACAGUAUUUUCAACUGAAUGAUUUACAAAAUCAGAUUCAAACAUUUUAAACAGUGCUGUGGUUGUAGUAUAGAAGGAAAGCCCUCUACUUGACCUCUAUUCUCUAUAAAGUAUGACUUAAAAUCACUGAAACCUGUAAAUGACUAUUUAUAUGUUCUAUGUAAGCAGUAAGAGGAACACAAGCAGUUAAACAAACAUCAUAAUCAUGUAAUUCAGAUGUUUUAAGUAAUGUUUUGAGUAAUUAUUGAAGUAAAAAAGACGUGUUUUAAGUUAAACAUGGAUUACGUUGGCCUAACAUGUACAUUUCCUUUUUUCCAUUGUACAUGAAACAUUAACUUAAGAAACUUAUUUUAAUUUUAUGAAAUCCUGUGAGUUAUUACAUCUAAAGAAUGAAGCUUAUACUGAGUCAUCAUGGGGGGAAUGACUAAUGUUGAACUAACUGAUAAACUCCUGUGUUUUUUUCCAGAUACAAAUCCUGUGGUUCAGCCAUCAUAGCAUUCAGACGUUUUCCAUCAUCUGUAAAUGACUCCCAACUCCACAGCAACACUGAUGUGCAAGUGUCAUAUUUGUGCCAGCCUUGUAUGUACGGUGACUAUUUUUGUUUUUUUGUAACUAAAGGUUGUUCUCUGACUAAGAUACAGGAGAUACAGGCAACAGCACUGUGAGUAAGGCUGAUCAUAUAGAUAGGUCUAUUUAAUUGCUGCUCAUAACCACAUUUAUAAAUAUGUGUAUGUAUCACUCACCAUUUUUUUUGUAUUGAUAAUCUUUAACAGUCUCAUUAAAAUUGACAUUAGAAUUGUAUUACCUAA
Messenger RNA from Xyrichtys novacula (pearly razorfish), 1809 nucleotides. NCBI's taxonomy places the organism in Eukaryota, Metazoa, Chordata, Actinopteri, Labriformes, Labridae. The record is from the annotation of a GenBank genome assembly.